Symbiodinium sp. CCMP2592 is the source of this 390-nucleotide messenger RNA. The record is from the annotation of a GenBank genome assembly. Lineage: Eukaryota; Dinophyceae; Suessiales; Symbiodiniaceae.
AUGACAAGAAAAGCCUUGGAUCAAGGAGCUAUACGAUUCAGAAGCUACAUUGAAAGAAGCUGCCGAAGCAAAUCCCACAUCAACAGAAGCAGGAAACGGAGAGUUCUAAACAGGCUCAGCUCCAGCGAGCGGUGGCGCUUUCAGCUGGCACGAGCUUUUGUGGACAAUCCACACAUUCUGGCGAAAAACCGUCCAGUGCAAGAGCUGGACGAUACGAGACAGACCGUGGCCUGCAUACAGGACUUUGUGCAACGACGGGGUUGGGAGGUGGAAACUGAUGACAUUCACGUCCAGCAACGCCGUCCACGUACCAUCAUCUUUACCACAGGUAGCUCCGGGCACAUUGACAUUGCAGACUAUGUGAUACUAUGUGUGGCGCCUCGGGGCUGA